Owenia fusiformis is the source of this 656-nucleotide messenger RNA. NCBI's taxonomy places the organism in Eukaryota, Metazoa, Annelida, Polychaeta, Sabellida, Oweniidae. The record is from the annotation of a GenBank genome assembly.
UGUUCAUUAUGGAUCAUCCCUGUUCAUUAUGGAUCAUCCCUGGUCAUUAUGGAGUAUCCCUUGUCAUUGUGGAUCAUCCCUGGUCAUUAUGGAUCAUCCCUGGUCAUUAUGGAUCAUCACUGUUCAUUAUGGAUCAUCUCUGGUCAUUAUGGAUCAUCCCUGAUCAUUGUGGAUCAUCCCUGGUCAUUAUGGAUCAUUCCUGUUCAUUAUGGAUCAUCCCUGUUCAUUAUGGAUCAUCCCUGUUCAUUAUGAAUCAUCCCUGGUCCUUUUGGAUCAUCCCUAUUCAUUAUGGAUCAUCUCUGGUCAUUAUGGAUCAUCCCUGAUCAUUGUGAACCAUCCCUGGUCAUUAUGCAUCAUCCCUGUACAUUAUGGAUCAUCCCUGGUCAUUAUGAAUCAUCCCUGGUCAUUAUGGAUCAUCUUUGGUCAUUAUGGAUCAUCCCUGGUCAUUAUGGAUCAUCCCUGGUCAUUUUGGAUCAUCCCUGGUCAUUAUGGAUCAUCCCUGGUCAUUACAAAUCAUUCAUCGCCAUCACAAAUUAUCCCUGAUCAUCCAAAAUCAUCCACACGAUCAGAAUAAAUCAUCCCCGGCCAUAAUCAUCACGGAUCAUCGGUUUUCAGUGCAUUAUAGAUAAUUAUAUACCCUUAUACCUUAGUGCAAU